UUCAAGAUGGCGGCUCUUGCUGGCAUUCGAGUUGUUGAACUGGCUGGACUUGCUCCUGCUCCGUUUUGCGGGAUGAUUCUAGCUGAUUUUGGUGCGUUAGUAACGCGAAUAGACAAAGUAAGAACUAUGUCCACUACUGAUACACUUGCUCGGGGAAAGAGAUCCAUAUCUGUAGACUUGCAGACUCCUAAAGGUAUCGCCAUCGUACGAAAGAUGUGCUUGAAAUCCGAUGUUUUGAUCGAGCCUUUUAGACCUGGAGUUAUGGAGCGAUUGGGCUUAGGACCAGAGAUAUUGUUGAAAGAUAAUCCAAGAUUAAUUUACGCUCGAUUGACAGGUUAUGGCCAGACAGGAUGUCAUGCUAAGAGAGCAGGUCAUGACAUAAACUAUGUUUCCCAAACUGGGCUUUUAUCAAAGCUUGGACGCAAGGCUGAGAAACCCACUGCACCCAUCAACCUUCUAGCAGAUUUUGCUGGUGGAGGACUGUCUUGUGCUUUGGGAAUUUUGAUAGCUUUGUUUGAGAGAUCCAGGUCUGGAGCAGGCCAAGUUAUUGAUGCCUCUAUGGUUGAUGGUGCAGCCUAUCUAGGGUCUUUUAUUUACAAGAGUCUUGAUAUGGGAUUCAUCUGGCAACAUCCUGAGCGAGGCAGGAACUUGUUGGAUUCUGGGGCACCUUUUUACGAUACAUAUCCAACAUCUGAUGGAAGAUACAUGGCUGUUGGAGCCAUUGAGUCCAAGUUUUAUCGAAAUCUUAUUGAGGGCCUUCAGUUGGAAGAAAAACUACCAUCUCAGUUUGAUAUAGAACAGUGGCCAAAGGCUAAAGAGGAAAUUACCAAGGUGUUCCUAACAAAGACUCAGUCUGAGUGGUGGCAAAUAUUCAAGAAUCUUGACGCUUGUGUAACACCAGUUCUUACGAUGGAUGAGGCACCUUGUGAACCACACAAUGAAGAAAGAAAGACAUUUAUUUGGAAUGAUGGAGCAUAUGAACCUACUCCUGCUCCAAAACUGUCCAGGACACCAGGCUGCUGUAAAGGAAAGCCUCAGCCAAAGAUUGGAGAACAUUCUGUAGAAGUUUUACAAGAGAUUGGCUAUACAGACACAGAAGUUCAACAGCUGAUCAGUGAGGGUGUUGUUGAUUAUCCAGACAUGAAAUCUUCUCUUUGAUAUGGUGUAGGAUGCCUUUUUUGAUCAGUUUAUGAUGAAUUCUAGGUUGGGUUCUGAGAACACAAGCUUAUGGAGGCAUAGAGUUUUUCACUUUUCUACACAUUGGACAGAAUUAAAAAAAAAAUGAAAAAACAAAUGUUAUGGACCCCUCUCCACUCACCCCAUUCCCACAGAGCAAGGAUGAAGAUGCACAGACCAAACAAAAGACAUUUAAAUGAGUUGUAUCUGGUUUGGGGGUUGAAAGGAAAUGGUGAAAAUUUAUCAUCAUCUCCAGAGUUUAAGAGUUUCAUUUGAUAGAGCAGACUAGAUGCUUUCUACAUCACUCGAGGAUGCCAUCUUGUCCUGGAAUUGUUUACAAAAGUUUUUCCCCAUGCUCACCCCAACAAUAUUGCAACAAAGUGGCCUCUGCUAGCGUGACUUCCCUCCCAGUCUCAUACCCAGGUCCUUCUCAGCCAAGUGGUUGUACAUGUAAGUUACAGUUAGGAUCUGGGUACAAGAUUAUUCUUUUCCCCCUCCUACCCCACCCCUGCCAACCUGCAAAGAAGUCCAAGCAUCAGAGUGAAUUUGUCUUUGUUUGUUAUAUCUGCUUGGUAAUUUGAAGCCAUCAGUGACAACAAAUAUUUACCGAAUAUUUCUUACCUUAAGCAACAAUAUAGCCCUUUUCCAGGUGUUCAAUUAGUAAGAACAGCACUAUAGUAGCGAAGGAGUGAAAAUACCUGUGAGUGUUUUGAUUAACUUCGUACCCAGUUUCCUCUAACUGUACUAUCGACCACUUGGUCGAGGAAGGUCUGGGUAAAAGAUUAGAUUAUGACCCGACCCAUACCUCCCUCGUUUUCGUUUUGCACCGACGAUCCAGUAUCAUUUCCAUUCGCUUCUUUUUACCACCUGGACGCCUGGAACAUGCUAGUAAUUACACAGUACGGUCGACUGUAACUCCCUUGUACAAAGCAUUCAUUGUAUCAAGAACAAUGUUGACAAUUUUGCGCUCCUUUUUGCCGGUGUGUGAUAUUUUGUGCACACGUCUUAUACCUGUCUCUAUUUUUCAGCCACGUGGAACAGGUAAAUAAACUCUCACGCCAAGUGUUGCCCCUCAAGCUCU
Messenger RNA from Stylophora pistillata, 2257 nucleotides. Its product is annotated as alpha-methylacyl-CoA racemase. The record is from RefSeq and is a predicted model, not a curated record. NCBI's taxonomy places the organism in Eukaryota, Metazoa, Cnidaria, Anthozoa, Scleractinia, Pocilloporidae. Gene Ontology annotation, molecular function: catalytic activity.